Molecule: messenger RNA, 10166 nt
Organism: Sturnus vulgaris (Common starling)
Lineage: Eukaryota; Metazoa; Chordata; Aves; Passeriformes; Sturnidae
Gene: CORO2A
Product: coronin 2A
Molecular function (GO): actin filament binding
Source: RefSeq, a predicted model, not a curated record
AUAAUUUUCUGUGGAAAAAAUAUCAACAGGUGACUGUAACUAUUCCUAUGAUCUGUCAAACUUCUUUUUUCCGUUUCAUGUGAGCAAAAUUUAGAAUAAGUUUUGGUCCUAAACCACCUGAACCACCUAAACAAAGCAUGUAUCCAGAUUAGUUUUUCACUCACUCUUUCAUGCUUAUCCAAGAUGUUGUAUUUUUCAUGCUUUCUGAGCUCUAUCAUACCAGAACUCUUCUCCUCUUAAACUUGCUGCCAUGUGGCCCUGCCUCUGCGAUAGGGACUACUGGCACAUGCACAGCCCAGCUGGCUGGUGAUGCUGAUAGCUGCCAUUCCUUCCCCACACUCUCCUCUCUCCAUCAGAGAUGUGCAACAGGGUUAUGGCAAAGGGUAUACACCAGAGAAGACUGCAUCUUUAGCUUGCUAGCUGAGGCUUGGUGUGAGCAGCCCAGGUAGGGAAGAUGUCGUGGCACCCACAGUACCGCAGCUCCAAGUUCCGCCACGUGUAUGGCAAAGCUGCCGGCAAGGAUAAGUGCUACGACUGCGUGCCCAUCACCCGCAACGUCCACGACAACCACUUCUGUGCCGUGAACCCCAGCUUCAUUGCCGUGGUCACCGAGUGCGCGGGCGGCGGCGCCUUCCUCGUCAUCCCCAUCAAGCAGACAGGAAAGCUUGACCCACAUUAUCCCAAAGUAUGUGGGCACAAAGGAAAUGUUCUGGACAUCAAGUGGAACCCAUUCAAUGACUUUGUAAUAGCUUCGUGUUCAGAAGAUGCCACAGUUAAAAUCUGGGACAUCCCCAAUCAGUUGCUAAAAAGAAACAUUACCACUCCGAAGAAAGAACUUCUUGGGCAUGCUCGAAGAGUUGGUCUGAUUGAAUGGCAUCCCACGGCUGAUAACAUUCUCUUCAGCUCUGGCUAUGAUUACAAGAUAAUGAUCUGGAACCUUGAUAGCAAGGAUGCUGUUCUUUCAAAGCCAGUGAAGAUUCUUGACGCUCACAAAGAUGUGGUCCUCUCCAUGUCAUUCAACACAGAUGGCAGUCUCCUUGCCACUGCUUGCAGGGACAAAAAGAUACGUGUGAUAGACCCUCGUGCUGGAACAGUCCUACAGGAAGGAAGCUACAAGUCUCACAAAGUCAAUAAAGUCUUAUUCCUUGGAAACAUGAAAAAGCUGUUUUCUACUGGAACGUCUGGGUGGAAUAACAGGCAAAUUGCAUUAUGGGAUCAAAAUGACCUUUCUGUGCCUUUACUGGAGGAGGAUCUGGAUGGCUGCUCAGGACUGCUGUUUCCCAUCUAUGAUUCUGACACACACAUGCUUUAUGUGGUAGGAAAGGGUGAUGGAAACAUACGGUACUAUGAGAUAAGCCCUGAGAAGCCAUACCUGAACUACCUGAUGGAAUAUCGUUCUCACUCACCACAGAAGGGAAUUGGAAUGAUGCCAAAGAGAGGUCUUGAUGUGGCAGCUUGUGAAAUUUUCCGUUUCUACAAACUGAUUCCAACUAAAAGCCUGAUUGAGCCCAUCUCCAUGAUUGUGCCUCGACGGUCGGAAUCGUACCAGGAAGAUAUCUACCCCUUGACUGCAGCAGCCCAGCCGGCACUGACAGCACAAGAAUGGCUCAACGGGAUUAACAAAGGGCCUCUCUUGGUAUCCUUAAGACCAGGCUCUGAAGCUGUGAACUCCCUACCACAGUUUCUUGAGCCAGAGCCACUUAUGAAAGCUGCUGACCUGAGACAGCAGCAGGGAGGGGGAGGAAGGAUAUCACUGGAGGACAAGCAGAAGCCAAGAGAGAUUGAAGAUGGCAGAAAAUGGCCGAAAGUGGAGGAGAAACUGCCAAAAAAUGAGCAAAUGUGCCUCUCCAAUGGCUUUGACGUAUUUGAGUGUCCACCACCAAAAACUGAAAAUGAGCUUUUACAGAUGUAUUACCGGCAACAGGAAGAAAUCCGUCGACUACGUGAGUUGGUAAUCCAGAGAGAUGUCCAAAUUAAACAGCUGGAGCUGGAGCUCAGAAAUCUCUGCAUGGACAAAGGCAAUUACUGAGGUUGCUGGCUUGCAGUUCAUUGUACACAGGGGGAGACUCCAGUUCCUGCAGAUAACUCCUCCUAGGUUUUUUACUGGGGGUAAAAUUGAUAUUUCAGGCAGCAUGGACUUCCCUGGUCACAUUUCCCUAAUCGUCACCAGACAGUUUUUGAUGGAUUUGCUGUGCUUCUUCAGGCUCCCCUUGCUUGCCUGCUCACCAAUGUCAGAAGCUUAUGUGUUUAUGCUAGUGAGAGACUUUGGAAAAUCUUGCUCUUCUGGUCUUGGAGAAGCUACGUGUUGAGCUCUAGGAAUGACCUGUUUUGCUGCCCCUCCACAUGACAGGAGAGUGGGAGAAUGAAGGCAGCUGCCAGCUUCUUUUCUCACUCUGGGGCUCCUGUGGCUGCUGUCCCCUUGCCAGAGAGAGUCCACUCUGCUGGGCUUCACAGUCACCUCUAGCUCCCAAGUGAUCCUUACGCACCCCUCUCCCCUCCCAGCUUGGCCCUGCUCCCAGGUGGUUCGGGAAAGCCGUGGCUGCCCUGACCUGGUGCUGGGGAUAGUCCCGCUCUGAGUGGGAGGCUGCACUGGGGGUGCCAAGGGCCGGCACUUUUGUAAUAGGAAAAGGAGAGUCGGUGUUGGAGGUUCUGCUUCAAAAAGUUGAUGGUAUGGGCUAGUUCUCACCCGAGAAGCUGAAGAGUCUCUGUGUCCUGUGAGUCAGUGGCCUUCUUUCCCUCCUUCUGCCAAAGACCAGCUGCAGUCAACUGGGGGUCAUCAGAGGACAUUCAAAGCUGCACAGUGUUGACAGCGUGGGAAUAUACCAAGAGGGUUUAAAAGGAUGAGUGGGGAGUUGGACCCCCAGCCCACUGCAGGCAUUUCAGCAAUGGUGCUAGAAGUGUUGUGUCAACCACAGUAAGAUCGCAGGGCUGUGGCCAGUCGUGAACAGCCCUCCGGGGUUGCUGGAGUAUCACUUGUCCUUAAUGCCUGCAGCUGCUGCUUUCUUAGCUCCCAGGUGCCAGCACCUUGUCCCAUUCCUGCAGCCAUCUACAGCUGCAGGUUCCCAGCUGUAUUGUCCAGCUGUAUUGUCCAGCCCCCUGCUUCCUCCCGGGCUGCUCAGCCUUCCUCAGCCCUGUGGUCACACUGAUCUGUGCCCUUCAGCACCAGCUCUCUGGCUCGAUGCUGGACCUUAUGUAGAUGUCUUAAACCCAGGCAGAUCAAGCAAACACUGUUUAAUCUGUAGUCAUGCACCUCUAUAGUGGCACAUAGAAAUCACGGAAUCAGCUAGGCCCAGAGGAUACGUUUAGGACACAUCCUUGUCACCAAAUGCAUUUUGGCUGCAUUUUUUUUUUUGCUUAUUUUUUUCAUACAAAAUAAAUUAUUUAAAUUAUUUCCAAAGUAAACUAAUUUUCCAGGGGAUUUUUACAUCGUCUUGGGGACAAUUUCUUUGUUAUUCUAUGACUGACUAGCAUAGAGAAUGGUUCUUAUCCUAGGGUUGUGUUGAUUUCAGCAUUUAUGGAAAAGAAGGUGCUUUCAUUUAGGCUUUGGUGAGACUAUUUAAUCAAAACUUCUUUUUUAGACAGUAUGCCUGUAAAAGCGUGGACUGUGAAAUGUAUUUAAAUUUGGAGCUUAACUGCAACCACUAAUCUUUCACAUGGAAAAAACCUCGAGGAAAUGGAGUUAUGUGUUCAUGAUCUGUGCCUAAAUAGUCUUGAGUGAUUAUUCUAACAGUUUCUAUAACUCCUAAAAGCUUUGUAAAAAAACUGUUGAACAUGGGGAUAAAAACCAAAUCUGUGCAAUGAAAAGCAAAUAUAACAGAAUAAUAAAUAUAUUUAGAGUUUUACUUUUUGAUACAUGCAAGAUUGUUGUUUUAUUAUUGUAUUGUUGAAGAGACUGAAACUUAAGCUGAAUCAAGGUCAGAAAGAAGUGUCACCUACUGUCUCUCGCUUACGUCAAGCUGUGGCCUUACUCUAGUAGGUGAGUUGUACACAGUGUUAUGCACAUGGCCCUGUCUUUUUACAUCUUUCCCAGUUGCCCUUGAUGCCACAAAGGGGUAGCUGUUUCACAUUGUUCUGAAUUGCCGUGUGUAAAUUGCUCGAGUAAACUGAGUCCUGUUGGAGAUGCAUUCUAUGUGGUGAGGUGUUUGCUGCCGUCUUGCAGUCCUGACUCUUAGCUUUGCACUCUGACCAGGCUCUUUUAGAUAUUCCACAUGAGGAGGGUAUUACAAAAUUUACUUAUUUGAGAUGGGAUUUUGAUUUAGCAGACUGAAGCAGCAUGGGCAAUACAAGCACAAUAUAGCAGCUGCAACCUCUAGCUAGAUCACAAUACGAAGGAAAUUCCCAUUAUGCUUACUGCCAUGAUGCUGGAUAUCUCCAAUCCCUAGGAAAAAAUGUGUGGGCUGAAGCCAGUUUAGGUAUGUAGCUCUCUUUAAAGCUCAUUUUGUUUUUGUUUUGCUUUGUUUUGCUCUGAUUCACAUGGGCAUAGUAGCUGUGAUGGAAGUGUUGCCUGUGCUCAUGUCCUUGGAGCUGUCUUUCACUGUAGCAGUUUGUUGAUCCAUUACAGCUUUGGGCAUGGAAACAUUCAUGGCUGCAUUUGAGAUGUAAUUUUAAAUAUUUUUGGUAGCAUAUUUUAGGCCAGUGUAAGGAGAAAAAAUGGUGGAAAUUGCUGGAGGAAGACUGUGCUGGGAAGUUUGUGUACCUGCCAUGUCAUCAGGACACUGUAACCUCCUGACCUCCUGAUCUUGUAAGGAACCUUGGGCUGGUGAGAGUGUCUGAGCAGGCACUGUGUCCGUCCUCAGAGCCCAGUAUGGUCUCACAGCUCUGAGCAAAGUGUAGAAAAAGAGAGCAGCAGGCAAAUUAGUGUGGGAGGCAGAGGAAGAGCCUGCAGCACCUUUGCAACUCUGGUGUUACAGCUGCUUAACCUCAAAGAUAGUAAAACACAACCCUGCAGUGUUAGCUUGCCUGCUGGAUUUAGAGCCACAACACUUCACAUCUUCACCCUCUACUCCAGGCCAGCUGCCAACUGCAGAAUAAAACUUAGACAAUAGUUGUCAUUCUCACUUUAUUUUUCGUCUUGAGAGGCUGUACCCUUGUGUGCUCAAGGAGCUGCAAGCAGAGGAGAACGUGGAGAUGAUGACUCCUCAUUUGCCCUGCAGUGGGAAGCAGCAGAUUACCCUUAUUGGUCUUGGGCUGGGUAGCAUCCAUCCCUAGCACAGGGUGGCUGCGAGCUGCAGGGGGGCACUGAAGUGAAGUUGCAGUAUCAGGAAUUGCCUCUUGGACAUGCUGCAGCACCAUUUCGGAGAGCAGGAUCUCUGAGCUUGUGCUGGAGCCACUGCAGUCUAUCUACAACUUGUCUGUGCUGGGGAAACCAGGACUGGACUUGACGCUCCUCACCUGGCCUCACCACCAGCACUAAGGGUAGAGGAAGGACAAAUUCCUCUGAGCUGCUCUUAAUGCACUUGUAAAUACAGCUGAGAAUAAUAGUGUUGGUCACUUUUGCAGGAAGCCAGUGUUGCUGGCUCAAACUCAGCUUACUGUCCAGCAGGAUCUUAAAGAACUCUGCAAAGCUGCUUGUCAGCUUCACAGGUCCCCAGCAUGUGCCAGUGCAAGGAGCUACUCCUCCUCACCUGCACAACGGGGAAUUGCCCUUGCUGUGCUUUAUUGCAUUCCUUCCUGCCCAGCCCUGCAUUUCUUCUAUUGAUGUCUCCCCAAAGGUCCGCACAACUGUCUGCUGCACUUUUCACUCCUUCCACUUUUAUAUGCUCUCUAAACUUGCUUGAAUCUGCACUGUCCCAUCCUGCAGGUCAGUAAGGGAGAUGUUCAACAGCUUUGGAUUUGCUCUGUAAACAGUUUCUGGUUUUCUGCUCAGAAAUCCAGGCUGACUACUCCUGAGCACCUUCUGAUUCUGCCUGCCUUUGGAAAUGCUUUCUAGGGGGAUUUUCUGCAACGUUUUCAAAGGAUUGCAUGAGGCUGUAGUUCAUCUUCUUCCUUUCACAGUUAGAAGGCAGGGCUGAGUCAGCCAUUUGGAACUUUUCUCACUCACCUCCACCUUUCAAAGAACACUGAGAGUGGCCUUGCAAUGCCACUGGCCUUCACCUACCUCAGCACACUUGGGUCAAACCCAUCUGGCUCCACAAACUUGUAUACAUACAGAGUGUUGAAAUAUACCUUAACCUGGUCCUCCCUGUUUUGAACCUCCCUAGUCUGGUAUACAGCAGGUAUCUAGUUAUCUACCUCAACAAUAUCCCUUUUUCUCUGCCAGCUUUCCUUCUCCUUAGAACCUAGUUAUUUCCUUCAGAUUUUCACCAUGGCUGCCAUGCUCGUGGGAAUUAGAAGUCUGCUAUGAACAGCAGCUGUGCAACCAGUGGUUCAUGCACAGUUUCUGCUGAGUCCUCUUUGGGUACAAUGGACAAAACGCUUUGGGUGUCUGUGCUGUUCAGCAGUGCCCCUAAAGCCUGCUAGUUACACUUGAUAAUUCUCAGGUGACCCCUGGUGGUGUCUUUGGUACUCAUGUGAAAAGGCACCACUGUGUAGUGGAAAAGCCAGAUAAGCCUUAGUAGCCUCUGCACAACAUUCUCAAUGAAAGCCCCACACAAGCAGCAGACCUCCCUAAAUCUGAUCAGCAGAUAUCAGGCUUCUGACCUCUGUAGUGGACAGCAGUAUCCUCUAUCUAUCACUUGUCACUUCCUUCCACUUGCUUGAUGUGGCUCACAUGCACCUAGGAAACCCCUUUCUACUGGUCCUGACAAUGCUGGGACUGAGACUACAUGGUUAGAGCUACCACACCUAAAAUUCUGCACCUCUGAACUAUAGGCAAUUGCUGCUUCUGUCAGCAAAGUUAUCUCUCCUGAGCAAGAUCUUUCUGCAGAAUUAGAGGAAAAAAGUUUAUGAGUAUAAUUUUCUGUGUCACAACAUGGUAAACACUAUGUCCAGUUCUCUCCAAAUCCUUAUUCGUGAAAAAAUGAUGCACAAUAAUCUGUUUAAGCAAGUUCUUAAAAUGAAUGCAUACAUAAAUGAAGAUUGUUUCCCCUUCUGGUUUUCUCUCCUCUUGUUUUGGCAUGUUUUAUAUUCAGUAGAAAUUUGCACAUCCAGUAACUGUGAUCCAACCAUAAACACCCAUGAGGAUUCUUAGAGGAAUGGGCUUAAUAGCAGAAAGUUUUCUUCUUCUCUCUCGGUGUUUAGCUGUGAAAUAUGGAUAGCAUAUGUGAGGGGCAUUAGAAGUGGAUAGAGGCAGCAUAAUUUUAUUUCCUUUAACAGUAGAGAGCUUGGACCUUUAUCUCCUUUGAAUGUUGCCUCGUAUUCUUCCCUCUGUAUUAGAGUGGGUGACUGAGCUUCUGACGACAAAGCUCUUCUGCUUUGUGUUGGAUUUGAUGAUUUAUAUUUUCACCAUCUUGACUUGUGAGUAUAUUUGAUCAGAUCUUGCAAGGUCUGUGGGAAAAUUCCAUCAGUACCUUACCUCGGCUUCAGGUCUAUUUGUUUUACACGCUGAAGUUAAAUCUUUGCACUGAUUCCAUAUCUCUGCAGGACUUGAUGUGAGCAAAUUUGAGCAAGGAACAAAAAAUUCUGGCGAGUAAACCUGAGGGGUAGUCUGUAGGGUAGAAUCACCUAAAAGUGAAGGUAGUAUUUUGAAUCAAAACCUACUUCCUACUGAUAGCCUUUACAGAACACAUCAGCUUAUUUGACUUAAUGCAAUCUGGAAAGCCUAAUUUCUAGGUCAGUUACAGUGUAUCUGAUUGUGAUGCAAAAUAUUUAGGUACAUUUUUUGCCAGGGUCUGGGUCUAUGGAUUCUUCAAUUUUCACGCAGAUAUUCCUACAGAAUUUUUUCAUGUGAGUUUACCUGAGUCUUUUAUGAAAAGUAUAUUUAAUAUGUCCAUUGUGAUUUGUGAGGCAGCUUCUUUGGGAAGAUUUAAAUGAAAUUCUGCUCAAGCAUCAUUUUCAUGAACAAAGGCACAAGAUGCUUUGUCCCAGCUGGUAGAAGUAGCAGCAUUUACAGCAAUGUGCAAAAUAAGGAACUGAUUUUACUUUCUAUUGCUGCUGAAAGUGGUUGAAAAUAGAUUCAAGAGAAGGACUGUAAGUGUGUUCCUAAGGCUAAGACACUCUGAUUUGAAGUGUGUCACACUUUCAUGAGAAGUGUGCCACCUUUCAUGAAAAGAACAUACAAAUGAACACCUAGCUCAAAACAUGUGGUUCUCUGCCCAUUAAAAGGCAAAUAUAGCAGACUUGUUUGGCUAUUCAUUUGGAUACCAGAAAGGAGCAAGUCAGGAUACCAAAUAUUAAGCCCUUUCAGCUACCUAAAGAUGACCAUGUUGCUAUAGAAGAUGUUCCUCUCAUAGGACCAUUUUAGCUGCAGGCUCCUUUGUAUGUCUGGAGAGGAGUUUUUAUUACUUAUCACAACUGCAAGCAUUGGGUUACUAAUUUUGGGAGUAUGUGGUUCUUGGAACAGUGUAUUUUCAACAUUUGAGAAGAAAGGCGACCACCCAGUUCCCUGGCAAAGUUCACUGUGUUUUUUUGCAGUCAGUUAUGAAACCAAUUGAGCACUGAAGAAAUGGAAAUUAAGCAUUUCAGUCUUUUCUGCCUGUCUUACUGGAGUAUGCCCAGACUCUGGGCAAGUUUUCUAAUCCAUUGGGACCAUGCAAAGUUACAGAGUGAUAAAUAAAGUUUCCUAGUGGUUAAUAAAGGGUUCUAUCUUCUGUAUCACACCUCUAGAGGUGGACUUGGGAGUUCCAGCUUUCACUCUCCCUACCUCCAUAUGAACCUCCACAGUCUCACCCCUUUCAGGGGGGCUCUUGUUCCAAAGAGAAGGUGCUUUGGGCAAAUACUGUUCAGGGAUAUUUUUGUCAAGAGUAACAGUUGCUGUGGUUCAAAUACAGGCCCUCUCCUGCAGAGACCAUCAGGUUUUUCCCAGACUCUCCUUGUCAUACAAGACUUCCAUAUGUACUGGAAGUCUGUGAAGCAAGGCUUGUGGUGGGAACUUCCUUGGAAGUGUUGUUCCAGAGGAGAGGUUGGUAUCUUUUGUUCACAAGAUUGACUCUAUACCUGCCAUUUGUUUUCAGCUGCAGGUAACCCAGAGUAUUUCAGCUCUUCCAUAUUGGUACUGUGCUGUACUGGGCUGCUUUUCACACAAAAACCGUUGUGAGAGAACAAAAGUUAGUUUUAGGUGCUUGUGCUCCUUCACAAAUUUGCUUCCUAAUGCUUUGUUCAAGGUGAGGAUGACAACUGAUGUCUUUGAGGACACGUUUUGUCCUGUGAAUCUAGGUCCUUGAGGUUUUUUGCCUUACUUCCUCUAUCCAUUGUCUCUUCUUUCAGUGGGUGGUUAGUUUUUUAAGUUUAGUAUGUAGCUGAUCUUUCGUUAUGUAAUUGAUACUCCAGUCCAAAAGCACAAGACCUUGAGUUAAACACUUGUUUAAAAUAAAUUCCUCCUUCCAGAUCAGUGAUUUGUACCACUUUUUAAAAAACCCUGAGAGUUUGGGAAUCAAUACAUUCCAGAGAAUUUAUGUUUCACUAUCAAAAUAGUGACAGAUCCUUAUUUACAUCUGUUGCAGCAAUCAGUACCUUCAGCUGAAAUCGAAUGCAAAAUCCCACAAUCCAAUACUUCAUUGAUUUCUACACCUCUUUUUCUCUAUGUGCUUGACUUCUUUGUGAAUAGAUUUUAGGGCUUUUCAUGUUAUUGUAAAGUUGUUCAAUUAGGGAAGAAAACCUGCACCUUCAGUAAACAUUAACUGGAAUUCCGUUCUGAAGAGAUUUCUCUGCCCUAAAUGUAGCAUUACCUCGAUCCAGAAGAGGGAACUAUUGUUUCACGUAUGGUAAGUCCAAGCAAAUAGUUUAGAGCAUAUUCUAAUGUGAAGAUGAAAAUAUGAAAAUGGUCUUCUCUAGAGACAAUAAACAAUGAGGUCUGAAAAUUGAGAUAUUUGGAGACUUUAACAAAACAACAAAAUAUCAGCAUACAAAUGCCAUCUAUCUUUGCUUUUAGAGUAUUCUUACAAUGGUGAUUUGUAUAAAAAUGUAUAAAUAUAAUUAAACUGUUUACCAUAGAAUAGGAGCACCUGAGAUCACACUUUCUGACGUGGAAAAUAAGUUAUAUUAAUUGAGUUAUUUUGGUAAUGUACUUGGGUUUAAUUUGAUUUUAUCUUAAAUGCAUGAGCUUUUCUUGGGAACAAUAAAUGCCCUAU